Molecule: messenger RNA, 1596 nt
Organism: Capra hircus (goat)
Lineage: Eukaryota; Metazoa; Chordata; Mammalia; Artiodactyla; Bovidae
Gene: KLF17
Product: Kruppel like factor 17
Exons: 5
Coding region: 1-1596 (531 amino acids)
Biological process (GO): regulation of transcription by RNA polymerase II
Molecular function (GO): DNA-binding transcription factor activity, RNA polymerase II-specific; RNA polymerase II cis-regulatory region sequence-specific DNA binding
Source: RefSeq, a predicted model, not a curated record
AUGUGGCUAACCCAAGGCAAUGGGAGCCCAGAGAAGGCAGUUCCAAAGAUAGCGCCCAACACACAGUGGGUAGUCCCGAAGUACCAUAGGAAGAAAAGGCUUUGUUUCCCAGAGCUCCCAGUCUUCAGCUGGUACACUCAAGGACAUCGGUACCUGGCCUAUAGCGGAGGCUACGGCAAGAACCCCGAGCUGGUGGGGUGGCAGCGCGAGGCUGAAGCGCGCCAGGGUGGGGCAGCGGCUGCCGGGUGGGUCGGUGGGUGCGGCCCUUGGCUCCGCCCCCCCGCGCGGAGAGAAGUAGAAGCUGAGCGCGGUGAUUGUGGCGUGGCAGUACCUGCGACGCGCCGCGAGCCUCAGCUCUGCUCGGGUGUGGGUCUGGACCGGAGCGCAGUGUCAAUGUGCAACCCGUCCCAAGUUCAGAUGGAGCAGGGGGCCGAGGGCCUGAACCAGUGGCAUGUGGCUUCCCACCAGUUCACAGAGUCCAAGGAUGCUGAGAAGUCAUUGUCCAUCUUGAACAUGUCUUCAUCUCUCGGAAGCAGUGGAAUGCACACCUCUUGGAACCAUAGUCCAUUAGGCAUUCAACACAUCCCUCAGUGCACAGAGCUGCAGAGGAUCCCCUUGGCUUCUGCUGAGGCACCCAGGCAGAAUGCCAAUGAAAUGGGGCCACAGUUCAGUAUGGUACUGCCUGAUCACCAUGUGAGCUACUGCCCCCAACUGACUUUCACCCCUUCCCAGAUGACUUUCACUCAAGGAAUGUCUCCUUCACAGCCAGGAAUGAUGAUUUUCGAGGAACCCCAGAUGAUGCCCCUAGGAGAGCCCAAUGUUCCAGGGAUGGCCAUGACCUUUGGUGCGAAUCUAAGGAUGCCCCUUAAUGGGCCACCAGCCUCACCUCCCAGUGGAAUCCCAAUGAUGUCCCACAUCAGAAUGCGAACAGUGUCUUAUCCUGGCCUCCCAACAGUAGCUUCUAACAGAGACCCUUUACCACCUAAAGCAUUAUUAAAUCCAACCGUGCCUUCCACUGAGGCCCAAGCACUGCUCCCUCCUGUGGCUCAGAUGUUGCCUCCUAGAGAGCCCCACAACUUUGGGAUGUCCCCAGGUGGAUCUCCAGUAUUGCUGGCUUUUAAAUCCCAGGGCUCUUUUGUGAACCAGCCAGUCUCCCAAGAAGACCCCUUCCUACCUAAGCAGCCCAUACCUGCUCCACAAAGAGCAGAGCAGCAGUACUCCAGGACCCAGGAAAAGGCACCUAGGCGGAGAUCCCCAGUUUCAAGGCCUUACCGCUGCGACUAUGAGAACUGUGAAAAAGCUUACACUAAGCGCUCCCACCUCGUGAGUCACCAACGCAAACACACAGGUGAACGGCCCUAUAAAUGCACGUGGGAAGCCUGUACUUGGUCCUUCUUCCGUUCUGACGAACUUGGAAGACAUACUCGGAUACACACCAAACAUCGACCACAUCAAUGUGACCAGUGCGGCCGAAAGUUCAUGAGAUCUGACCAUCUCAGGCAACACCAAAGGACUCAUAUGAGGACUCCAAGAUCUCCAGACCCACCGGCAGACAGUGGAUGUGUGGCUGGUCCUCCUCCUACUCCUGGUCUUUAG